Messenger RNA from Giardia duodenalis, 2028 nucleotides. Its product is annotated as DINP protein human, muc B family. The transcript has a single exon. Gene Ontology annotation, biological process: error-prone translesion synthesis. Gene Ontology annotation, cellular component: nucleus. The record is from RefSeq and is a predicted model, not a curated record. NCBI's taxonomy places the organism in Eukaryota, Fornicata, Diplomonadida, Hexamitidae. Bases 1 to 2028 code for a protein of 675 amino acids. Gene Ontology annotation, molecular function: damaged DNA binding; DNA-directed DNA polymerase activity.
AUGAAUAGAAAUGGCCUCCUGGACGGCACAAAGGCGGGCCUAGCCUCAAUUGAUAGAGACACCAUCAACAAGAUAAUAGCACGGGAGACUCAGGGGACAGCUAAAUUCCUUCGCAUGCGUGAAAAGGAGCAGGCCUCCUGUGUACGCUCAGCUCUCCUCGCUCAACGAGCCAGUGCCCUGACCCCCCAAGCCAUUAGAGAGGAAACACUCCGGGUUGAUCGAAUGAUCGCAGAAGCUACCCAGAAUCUUCGAGGCUGGCAAAACGUCAUAGCAGUUUUAGAUUUCGAUUGCUUCUACGCCUCCAUUGAGGAGCGCGAUAAUCCAUCUCUGCGUGGCAAGCCAGUUAUAAUCACAGGCGGGUCCAUUGUCUGCACCAGCAACUACGCAGCUCGGAAGUACGGCGUCCGGUCAGCCAUGCCCACCCACGUCGCCAAGGCCCUCUGCAAAGAUGUCAUUGCCAUCCCUGCGUCCAUGGAAAAGUACAUGUCUGUAUCGCAUGCAGCAGCCGAGGUCUUUGCAGGCUACGAUACACACUAUUCCAUGCACGGGCUGGACGAGUGUGUCUUCAACCUGACUGCAUAUAUGAAGCAGUAUGCCCAUGAAAGGUAUGGUGUGGUAGAUAUGUGGAGCGCAUAUGCACAUCUGGAUAAGCAGUGUGCCGAUGGCGCACUAUCUACAGAUGCAGACUCCAUACCCCUUCCAGCUGUCCAACAUACCAACACUCUGUUCAAGGAGAAGCCCGGGUUCAUAGAGCUACUUGCGGCUGAAGUUGUAAGUGCUAUUCGAAAGGAUAUUGCCUCCCGACUCGGAAUCACGUGUUCUGUGGGCGUCGCCAUAAACCAACAAGUGGCUAAGAUACUUACUGAGUUAAAUAAGCCUGACGGCCAAACUAUAGGGCCGCUGCACACUGUCACGCAAGAUAACUACUCAACUAUUCUCCACUCUCACCUGAAAGACCUCCACAUAAGGAAAAUUUGGGGGGUGGGGGACGCGUCUGCACAACUGCUAUCAAGAGAGCCCUUUAUGAUUACAUCCAUAGGAGACAUUUUCUUAAAGCGCGGCCUUCUGUCUCUGCUUUUGACCCCAGCACAGGCCAAGUUUUAUAUUUUCGCUUCGGUUGGUCUAUCUAGCGUACAGCAAUUGAUGGACCCAAAUAACCCCAACCCCAAGUCUGUGGGCCAGGAGUGCACCUUUCCAGAGACUUCCGAUGAAGACGUACUUAAAAACAUUCUCCGCAACCUUUGCAAGUUGAUUGCGCAGAAGCUACAAGAACAGAACCUGGUGCCUACACGCCUCAAUGUGAAAGUUAGGUUCGCAGAUUGGAUUGAGAAGACGCACGUUGUUGAUUUGAGCCGGCACUCCUGGGAUCUGGAUGUCCUCUACCUGGCCGCACUCGAGGCUCUGCGCUACAUACAAAAGUGCAAGACAGACGAAGUUGGUUACCCCAUGUCUACAGGCAACAGUAACGAGGGUGUAGGGCAUGGGCGAAGCGCCCCCUACUUGACGGUAGGCUUCGGCAUAUACAGGCGUCUUGCUCGGUGCGUAGAUAUACGCCUCCUAGGAGUUGCUGCACACACAUUUCGUGAAUGUCAAGACAGUAAUAGCGGGUCUGUGUUGUACCAGCUUAGCAAGGCAGGGGCAGCACACAGAAACUGUACCAAGAAUUGUGCAAAGGCACAUUCUGUUGUGCAUAUAGACCAUGCGCAUUCAGAAGGUGUAUCUGACACAGAGGUCAUUAUAGUUAGCUCUUCAUCUCCACCUCCAUCUUCUCUCGGUGAGAAUGACUAUUACCCUUCAGGGGCGUUCAAAACGUUGAAGAGUGACUUUACGGUCAGGCCCACUAAACAAGGGAAUAGAGCAACAAACAAGCUGAGCAACUUUAAUAAGACUGUGGCCAGGCAUAAAGCAACAAGAAUAGAGUGUGCACAGAAGCCAAAGAUCGCCACAACCAUAAAAGAAAAGCGCAGCUUUGUUAUUAGUUCUAAACCGUUGCACAACAAGUUUCAUAGGAGUCGAUCAUCUACAUAG